AUGGAGAGGCUGCUCCAGCUUCAGCCCCCGCCCCCGCCCCCCCCUCUGCACCCCAACCCUCCCCACCCAGAAGUCGGAGACGGCGCAGUACAACUCCUGAUCGUCGUCUUCCCGGAUAUAUCAUCUUGACGAUAACUGCUGCUACGUUCUUACCAGCUCGUACCAGGUUGGAUAACAAGACAAGGGUCCUCUCCUCGUGUCAUAUGUUAAUUAGGAGAAGGCAGGAUUGCCCACGCGGAGCAUAACAUGAACACACCAGGUUGCAAGUGAGGGAGCUAUUCCUUCAGUUCUUUGUAAGAAUUCCUGGACCAAGUCAAAAGAGACGGACCUCCGGAGGAAGUGGCGGCGCCCCUCCGUCUGUCACUUGGAGACGGCCGGAGGAGGUAAGGUGGCGGCGGACUUCUGGCCCUCGACGAGCUCCCUCGCCAGCGAUCGGAGAUCGCCGCCGCCGGAGGGGUCCUCAAUCGGGGCGAACUGCCGGCGGUUGACCUGCCGAUCCUGCUGCUGCUGCUGGACCGACCACGGCAGAUUCACCGGGGUUUCGAAGAGCGUCGCCAGGUCAAACGACGGAGGAAGACUCGACGCAGGUGGGAGCUCUGAGAUGGGGAUGGUCAGAGGUGAAGAAGGCGGCGGCGGCGGCGGCGGAGGGGGGGAAGUCAGCUCUAGCGUUGCAAGAUGAGCCCGUAGGAGGGACAACUCGGCUUGCAGGCUCACCACCUGCACAGCGCAAAAGAAGGAGGUCAGCAGACGUCAUCUUCUUCCUUGUAACGCCGCCGCAGGACUCGGGAAGCUUCCUCUAAUAGAAAACACAGGUGAGGACGUUACGUUUCAGGGGGCCGGGGCGAACGUCUACUCUAAGUUCACAUCAUCAGUGUAUGACAACAUUAAGACAAGAUUGAUUUGAUCGCCAACAGAAAAAAAAAAACAGCAAAGGGCGUUGCGUCCAUGCAGUGCUGAUGGCUUCAUGGACGCCAUGCUGACCGCAUACACCGCUGUCUUCAGACUGAACGAACCAGUGAGUGAAGCCCGACUGCUCAGAGCUCUGCAGAUGGUUAUAUAGAGAGGAACAGAAGGGGCGGUCUUCUCUUCGUAGUUCCUCACCGUCGGCGUUUCCCCAGACGGGUGGGAGUGGGGGAUGGGAUCGGCUUCCCAAAGGAAACGAUUCCGGCCAUUCAAAACUCUCCGCUUUCCGAAACCAGAACACCGGCCAUGACUCUCUAAGACCCUUUCAUCCUCGUCAGGCCCGAAAGGAGGCCAUCUUUACCCCACUGGGGAAUGCAGUUCAGAGAUCAGGAAGAUCAGUGGAAGAAGCUCACUGGUCAGGGAGAUAAGGCGUCUGGCCUUGUGACAUCUUCCAUCUCAGAAAAAAAUCGAAGGAAAGGGAGGAAAGACCAUAAGACAGAGCUGUUAGAAUCAGGAUUUCAUGCUCAUUCAUAUGCACUUUCAUAUAGUUCAUUUCCUAUACUUUCGGUUUAUGCUACCACAUAACUACGGGAUAAAACCAUGGUAGAGGUGCAUGAAUGAUCAUGAUAACUCGAAGUGUACCAUAAAAAGAAAGCGGUCGUAGAACAAAUAAUUGAGAAAAAUACACGUUACCUCUCCGAAUUGUAUACGCAAUCAUUCAGUGAGUUAACAUCACACAAAAAAAGCACGGAAGAGGUAAGGUGACGAUAUAUCUAUUAUCCUUAAACUAAAUGCGGGUAUAACCUCCAUGUUGCGCCAUUUGAACCAUGAGUUCAUAUCGAUGUGCAUAUGUAGCAUAAUUUUUUUCCAUGGGAAAAUCUUAGACAUCAAUGUUUUUUUGUUAGAACUGUUAACGCGACAUGGUAUUUACGAGAAAUAUCGAGAGAUUCACUGAAAUGUUUUAUCAAAUGGCCCUUAUUUCGCAGAUCUCAAGCUGUAAAGUUUUAUUUUCUGAAAACUAUAAAUCAAAGAAGCUGUAAGUCUGACAAAAUCUAAACCCGAUUCCAUAAAUGUCGCGUUGAUUGUUUAAUGGAUCUAAGCAGGGCACUAGGUUGUUGUCGCGCAUAGUGAUGGAAUAGAAUACCCUACUCUUUGAGGACUUCCGUUUAUUGAUGCCCACAGUGGAGUUGAGUAGGUAAGGAAUACCUGUUGCUGGAGGGCGAAGAUGUGGGAGACGCAGCCAUGGACGGGAUCACGAAGCCGGGCUUGGGCCUCGUAGCAGAUGGUAACGACGGCGUCAAGGCGCUUGUUGGCGGGGAUGUGCAUCAGCAGCUUCGACACGUUGCUGGCGCCGAACACCUUGUGCACCGCCGAGAAGUUCGCCGCUCCCUGCUCGGAGCCGAAGUAGGGCGCGAAUAUGCACCCGCUCACGCACUUCCGCCUCAGAAACUUGCAUGCGCCGCAGGGACCUCCGCCGCCGCCGGCCCCUCCACCAGAGGCACAACCGCCGCUUAAAGCUCCGCCACCCCUUCCACUCAUGCUGUCGCCUCAAGUAAUCUCAUGUUCAUAA
This is a messenger RNA of Spirodela intermedia, 2473 nucleotides long. NCBI's taxonomy places the organism in Eukaryota, Viridiplantae, Streptophyta, Magnoliopsida, Alismatales, Araceae. The record is from the annotation of a GenBank genome assembly.